ACUUAUUAAAUAGAUAUUGCGAUGGAGCAGUCUGAGAAGCCGCCCGCCCGUCACGAGGCAGGUCUGCUGAAACAGCUGAACAAACUGCACAAAACGGGCAGACACAGAAGCAAGAGAUCCAUCAGUAAUGACUCCAGAGGCAAGACCAUGUACAGUGUGAAGACCAUAACUAAGCAGUCGCACAAACUGUUGGCUAAAGUGGAGAGGAGAAAUCAAGCCAAAGAGAAGAGGAAGCUUCAACGGGAGAAACAUUUAGCAGAGAAGCGAUCACGUGGUGGAACUGACGCUGCUCCUUUCACAGUGGCGAUGGUAAGUCUGACCGAAGGAGUCGACCUGCACGGUUGUCUCGACUUGCUAUUGACCGCCUACCCAAACUCACGAAUGGUCAAGUCAGGCAGCCUCCAGUAUCUUAUUCUCGAAAAUUUCCAGAAGAGAAUAUGCUUCAACCUCGUUCCAGAUUGCGAUCUGUUUGCAUUGCUUGAAAUCGCGAAAGUUGCCGACUUUUUACUACUCGUUGCGGAUGUGAAUGAAAAGUUUUCAAGGUUUGCAGAGCAUGCAUUUAGCUGUCUGUGCGCACAAGGAUUGCCAAAUGUACUGUACGCCUUAACAGGAACUGAAGAUCUGACACUGAAAAAGAAGAACGAAGCGAAAGGUCAACUGAUGAAAAUUCUUUCUAGAAGAUUUCCAAAGUUGGAGAAGGUGUACUCUUUCGACACAAAUGCAGACGCGCAGUUGGUACUGAGAGAUAUUACUAACCAGAAGGUGAAAAGAAUCAAAUUUAGAGAGUGCAGGUCGAAUAUUGUAGUUGAUAGCUUUACUCCGAGGCCGCCAGCGGAAGAAAAAGCACAGGCUCAAAAUUUGGCACUUCGAGGUAUUGUAAGUGGACGUCCUUUGUCGGCCAAUUCGCUCAUCUACUUGCCGAACUUAGGACCAUAUCAGAUAAAGUAUGUGAAGAAAUUACCCGAUCCGUACAGUGUGAAACCUUUCAAGGGUCAAAUGGAAGACGAAAUCGAUUACCCAGAUGAAAAACAGAUGCAGUUGCAGUUUGAAGCCGAAGUUGACCCAAUGGAAGGCGAACAAACGUGGCCGACAGAAGCGGAGUUGAAACAUGCUGCCAAAAGGGCGCAAGAUGGCGGCGAUGAUAAUAACAGUGAAGAUGAUGAUUUCGAAGAUUGUGAGUCGGACGUCAAUUCAUUACUUGAUCAGGGGGAUUUGGUGCCUGAAGGAGCGGAAAUCGAAAGUUCCGAUGAUGAUAACGGUAUGGAAGAUGCGUUAUCCGAGUUCGGAGGAACGUCAAUUGCUGAUGAUUCUUUCUCGAUCAUUGAUCAAGAGGCGAAGUUAGAUGACAUUGCCCGCGAAAAAGCAGCGAGAGACGAUAAACAUUUUCCCGAUGAGGUUGAUACUCCAAUGAGUGUUAUGGCAAAAGACCGCUUUCAGAAGUACCGAGGUCUUCAAAGUUUCAAACAUACACCGUGGGAUCCAAAAGAAAACUUACCAAGUGAUUUUGCGAGGAUAUUUACGUUUGAGAAUAUCGAUCGAGUAAAAAAAGCUUCCCUGCAAGUUGGCGCGGCUGUAUGGGCUGUAGGCCAGCCAGGUACUUAUGUUGAGAUUGAGUUAGUUGACGUACCCGUUAGUUACUGCAAUGACAUAGAUAAAGACAAACCAUUGAUUGUUUUUUCUCUGUUGGAGCACGAGCAGAAAAUGUCAGUUUGUAACUUUUACUUGACCAGGCAUCCGGCAUCACAAAAUGAAGUUAAAUCGAAAGACAGUUUAAUUUUUUGGACACCUUUGCGGACGUUUAGUGCACGGCCAAUUUUCUCAGAACAUACAGUUGGAAAUAAACACAAGUUCGAAAGGUUCUUUCAUCAUGGUAGCCCAGUAGUUGCGAGUGUAAUCUGUCCAAUCACGUUCGGACCCUGUCCAGUUUUGGUGUUUCAGAAUAAUCCGGAUUCAGAAGACGUUUCUACAUUGGUUGCCACUGGAACUCUCAGCAGUAUAAAUCCAUACAGAGUUGUGGUGAAACGGUCAGUGUUGAGUGGUUAUCCGUGUAAAAUCAACAAGCGAUAUGUGGUGGCCAGAUACAUGUUUCACAGUCGUGAAGAUAUUCUGUGGUUUAAACCGGUUCAAUUGAGGACUAAAUGGGGCCGAAAGGGACACAUCAUUGAGCCGCUAGGCACCCAUGGCCACAUGAAGUGCAAGUUUGACUCGCAUCUCAAGUCUCAAGAUACGAUUAUGAUGAAUCUGUACAAACGUGUCUUCCCAAAGUGCUCCUACAACCCGACAGUCGAGGAGUUUGGAAUUGACAUUCCAGAUAGUUUGAUUGCCGCAUCUGUAAAAUCAUUUGAUAUCUGACCAGAAUUCAAAUUACUAUGAA
Molecule: messenger RNA, 2374 nt
Organism: Symsagittifera roscoffensis
Lineage: Eukaryota; Metazoa; Xenacoelomorpha; Acoela; Convolutidae
Product: pre-rRNA-processing protein TSR1 homolog
Exons: 3
Coding region: 22-2352 (776 amino acids)
Biological process (GO): ribosome biogenesis; endonucleolytic cleavage of tricistronic rRNA transcript (SSU-rRNA, 5.8S rRNA, LSU-rRNA); maturation of SSU-rRNA from tricistronic rRNA transcript (SSU-rRNA, 5.8S rRNA, LSU-rRNA)
Cellular component (GO): preribosome, small subunit precursor; nucleus
Molecular function (GO): GTPase activity; GTP binding; U3 snoRNA binding
Source: RefSeq, a predicted model, not a curated record